AAGUUGUAUGUCCGCUCCAUUACAAAUCUCUCAUUUCCGUGGUCUCCACGCACAACUUACAGUUUCGUUUCGCUUGAUCUACGCCAUUGGAGAAACAAGAUGAAUGAAACACAACGGCCUUCGACGGACUCAUCGGUAGUCUCACAUGAACAAGAUGCUUUCUCAGGCAGUGUCCAAAAGAAUGAAGACAUUGAAAAGGCUCUUUUGCCUCACAGGGAGCAAAGGAUGGUACCUCGCGCUGUUCUGAGAGAAUCUUCAUGGUCGAAGCUGUGCAGCAGAAAGACCUCUCUCAUAACCUUUCUCAAUAUUGGGCUUUUCAUUGCCUCAUCCGCCAUGUGGCUAUGGCCUGCGCCCGCGAGACAUGGGUUGAAUAUUCAAGACUAUUGGAAAGAAACGUCGUUCUACUCGCCGAUUCUAGAGCGCUUUGAUAUCCCAAGAAUCAACAGAGUAACAAAUGGCACUCUAUACGAUACGAAUCCGCCAUCAAUUCUUCGCCAACGAGUUGGCGAGGAGGCCGACAAGGAGUGGCAUCGCAUCGGCGACCAUGUCUGGCCUUUGGUCAUUGGGGAAGUAGAUGUGAGGCAACUGGGGAAAGACCCGCACAUGGCUGUCAAGAUUCCAGAAGACCUUGGCUAUGGUUCAGAUGCAUACAUUGCCCAGACAGAGGUUUUCCACCUCCUCCACUGCUUAGACAUGCUGCGCAGGGAAGUUUCGUAUGAGCAUUACUAUGAGCCAAAAGAGGGACCUAGGCCAGGAGGUGCGCAGCAUCAAGCUCACAUUGGCCACUGCUUCGAUAUUCUGGCUCAGACAAUCAAGUGCACUGGGUCAGUGGACAUGAUCACCUUUAAUUGGGUCGAGAACUGGGAGCAGCCAUUCCCAGACUUCAUGAAUCACAAGGUGUGCCGCGACUUUGACGCGUUAUUGGGUUGGGUGAAUGAGAAUUCCAUGGACCCCAAAGUCUUCCAGAAGAUGAAGGUGCCUCCGCCUGGAUGGCCCGUCAUGCCGGAGCCAGGACCGGCCCCGUGA
This is a messenger RNA of Colletotrichum orchidophilum, 1026 nucleotides long. RefSeq lists its product as uncharacterized. NCBI's taxonomy places the organism in Eukaryota, Fungi, Ascomycota, Sordariomycetes, Glomerellales, Glomerellaceae. Gene Ontology annotation, biological process: mycotoxin biosynthetic process. The transcript is spliced from 3 exons. The record is from RefSeq and is a predicted model, not a curated record. The annotation marks the transcript as partial.